Messenger RNA from Zonotrichia albicollis (white-throated sparrow), 1008 nucleotides. Lineage: Eukaryota; Metazoa; Chordata; Aves; Passeriformes; Passerellidae. The record is from RefSeq and is a predicted model, not a curated record.
GUCCUUCUCCAGCUACCCAGUCCCUCUGUCCCGUGCCUGGAGCGUUCCACGGGGUUGGUGUGACCAUCUUGCCCGGUCUCUGUCUCUCCCAGGUGUUUGUGGAGACGCUGGACAAGUGCUUUGAGAACGUCUGUGAACUGGACCUCAUCUUCCACAUGGACAAGGUGCACCACAUCCUGCAGGAGAUGGUGAUCGGCGGGAUGGUGCUGGAGACCAACAUGAACGAGAUCGUGGCGCAGGUGGAGGCCCAGGGCAAGCUGGAGAAGGCAGAGGGAGGCCUCUCAGCUGCUCCUUCCCGCGCUGUGUCGGCCGUGAAGAACAUCAACCUGCCCGAGAUCCCCCGCAACAUCAACAUCGGGGACAUCAACAUCAAAGUGCCCAACCUGUCACAGUUCAUGUGAGCAGCCCGUGCUGGGGGCUGCCUGCUGAGCAGAGCUGGGGUCCCCGGCUCCUGCCGGGGCUCUGCCCGUGUGGCACACAGGGCCCAAUGGUGGCUGAGGGCAGGCAGCAGUGACAGGGCUCAGAGAACGGGGUGGGGGGCUCAGAGAGUGGGGUGGGGGGUCCCUCCCUCUGCACCUGGGCCCAGUUCUGUUCCCUGGUCCCCCAACAAGGAGGCUGCUCUUCCUUCCCCUCCCUCCCUGCGCACACGCAGCCUCUCCUCGCUGUGGGGAAGAGUUGGUUCCUGCCUCUCCUGGGGUUCUUGGGAUUCCCAGAGGUGAAAGUGUGCCUGUAGUGGCGGCUCUGUCAGGAGCUGCAGGUUGUCCCCUCCACCCUCCAGCCAUGGCUGUCCCUUGCCCUGGUCCUGCUCUCUGUGAUGGGCCCCGGCUGGGUGGGGUCACUCAUGGGAGCUGCUGUGUGCCCUGGGGACAGUGUGCGGGGGACAUGCUGGAGCGGGGAUGUGGCAGCAAGAGGGACAGGAGCUGAGUGCCUGGGGGGCUUGCAGGGUCAGGCCAGGCUGGGGCUGCUGGAGUGUGUCCCUGUGUCCCAAUAAACUGCCCCUGAAGCCGU